Molecule: messenger RNA, 709 nt
Organism: Candidula unifasciata
Lineage: Eukaryota; Metazoa; Mollusca; Gastropoda; Stylommatophora; Geomitridae
Source: the annotation of a GenBank genome assembly
AUGGCGCCGAAAAGAGUGGCCAUCAUUGGAGCAGGAGCCAGCGGGCUGCCGGCCAUUAAAACCUGCCUGGACGAAGGUCUGACCCCUGUCUGCUUUGAGAGGACGGAUGGUUUAGGUGGCCUGUGGCGUUACACAGAUGAACCUAUUGAAGGUCAGGGAUGUGUGAUGAAGUCCACGGUGAUCAACACCAGCAAGGAGAUGAUGUCUUACAGCGACUUCCCUAUACCCGACAAGUACCCCAUCUACAUGCAUAACACCCAGGUCUACGAAUACUUCAAGAUGUAUGCUUCACAUUUCGGCCUGGAGAAGUACAUCAAUUACAACACGGAGGUUCUGCACGUCAGACGAAGCCAGAACUUUGAGCUCAGUGGACAAUGGGAGGUAAUUCAUCGCAACAAGCAGACGGGGGAAGAGACCAGGGAAGUCUUUGAUGCCGUUCUGGUGUGUACAGGGCAUCACGCAGACAAACAUGUGCCCACGUUUCCGGGCAUCAGUGAAUUCCAAGGAAAGGUUCUCCACAGCCACGACUACAAGCGGCCAGACGGGUUUGAAGACAAGAGGAUCCUGGUCAUCGGGAUAGGCAACUCCGGGGGCGAUGUGGCCGUGGAACUCAGCAGGAAAGCUUCUCAGUCAGGAGCAGGAAUCGUUUGGCACUCUCACGAAACAUAUCCAGUGGAAAGGGGUAUAAUUAGAGUAUUUUGCGCCUAUA